AUGGGGGUGAGAUGGCUCAAGUGGUUAGAGCGCGAAUUUACUGACCGGAAGGUCCGUGGUUCGAAACCAACCUCUGCCUCUCGACUUCCUCUGUCUAGGCUUAGGCGACCUGACAGUAACCCAGCCCUCGUGCUUCCUUCGGGCGGCAUGGCAGCUAGGCACCGAAAGAAGUAUAAAUACGUCGAAGCGCGAACAGUGAGAUUAUUGGGACAGUGCACUGGCUAUCUUUCCUCGAUUUGGGAAAAAACGUUUUCAAUCCAACUGCUAAGCUCGGAGAACAGACCAGGCAAACAAGCACGCUUCCGAAUUGCGCUGGUUUGGCCACGUGUUGCGUAUGCCAGUCGACCGACUUCCUCGAAGGGCUCUUCUCGCACAACCACGCGAACGGUGGGAACAAGCCAGGGGAGGUCAAACAAUGACUUGGCAGCGAAGUAUGAAAGCCAUUGCGAGGAAACUAAGCUGCUCUGGCCACUGCUGUCUCCCUGGAUGGGGAGCCCAAAACAGAACAAAUCAAUGAUUAGAGACAUUGUCAGACAAGGCGCAGCGGCGCCCGCAAUAGCGCUUGUGCAUCUAGAAACGAAAACAAAGAAGGGCGACUGCAACGCCUCUACUAAUCAUUCAGUUGUAACACGUUUUCGGUGUCUAGCUGCCAUGCCACCCAAAGAAAGCACGAGGGUUGAAAUACUGCUAGGUUGUCCAAGCCUAGAGACAGGGAAAGUAAGAGGGAGAGAGAUCGGGUUCGAAUCACGGGCCUUCCGAUCACUAAUCGACUGA
This is a messenger RNA of Opisthorchis viverrini, 774 nucleotides long. RefSeq lists its product as hypothetical. The transcript is spliced from 4 exons. Lineage: Eukaryota; Metazoa; Platyhelminthes; Trematoda; Opisthorchiida; Opisthorchiidae. The record is from RefSeq and is a predicted model, not a curated record. The coding region runs from base 1 to 774 and encodes 257 amino acids.